AAAAAAAACAAGAGUUUUUGGCGGGUUUCAUCGAGUGCACUUGGCGUCUUAUUUUAAUUAUUCUUAAAUUCGUUCAUAGUGGAUAUUGUGAAAUAAAAUUGGUGUUGUUUUGUGUAACAACCGUCUGCGUAACUGAAGAAUUAGUGGAAUCGUUAAAAUAUACGCUAUUCCGGUCAAGUGGACGUGAAAAUUUUAUUGUAGUGUUGACUACCUCACAGAAGCUUAUCGAAAAAGCCAACUCAAUACAUUUCGUGCCAAACACUCCAAGAAACAUUAGAAUGCGUCACACAGACAUUCUAAUGUAAAAACAAAAAGAAGAUUAAUUUUAUUAAAGACCAGGCUGAAUGGGCAUUGUUCCCUUUGCCUUCCCUAAAACGGGAGAUCUUCAACAAAAAAACAAAGUAGCUGUCUGCUUUGCUGUCAUACAGAAAGUCAAAAAUCUUUUAGAAUGGGAGAGCAAGUGGCAGUGCAUCAGAAAUGAUUUUCAACACACAAUUUUGUUAGUCUAGAGUUAUGUAUGCCUUUAUGCAUUCUUAUGAAGAUAAUUUAUCUUGUUGUAUAACAAGUAGUACUUACGCUAGCGAAAGACACCAUGGUGCAGUGUCAUCCGCCGCUGGAGUUAGAGGAAUUGCCAAAAGAAGACGAAGAAAGACUAGAAAAACUUUUUUCUAAAUUAGACAAUGAUGGGAACGGAAAGAUUGAUAUUCACGAUCUCUCCGUGGCGCUGAAGGAGUUGGCUCCACACAUCAAUCGAAGCUAUGCAGAGAAAUUCCUGGCCAAGUCUGGCAAGAAGGAUGCAGGUGACGUCACUCUUUCCGAGUUCAUCCACUAUGUCAGAGAGCACGAGAAGAAUCUUAGGUUACAGUUCUCGCACCUCGACAAGAAUAAAGAUGGAAAGGUGGAUCUGGAGGAACUUAUAUCUGCAUUCGCUGAUCUUGGCAUUGCUGUCGGCGAAAAUGAAGCCACCAAUCUUCUGAAACGGAUGGACCAGGACGGCAGCUUGAACAUCAGCUACGAUGAGUGGCGGGACUAUCUCCUGCUGGCGCCUGCUACCGACAUCCACGCGCUCAUACACUUCUGGCGACAUUCCACGUACCUCGACAUUGGCGAGGAUAUGAAUGUGCCAGAUGACUUCACACAGAGCGAGUUACAAACUGGCAAGUGGUGGCGACAUCUGCUGGCGGGAGGCAUCGCUGGUGCAUUCAGUAGGACGUGCACGGCCCCGCUUGAUAGGCUCAAAGUGUUCCUGCAGGUAAAUCCAACCAGAGAGAACAUGAGCAAAUGCUUAGCGAAAAUGAUUAGCGAAGGCGGUAUAACCGGCUUAUGGAGGGGGAACGGCAUAAACGUGAUUAAAAUUGCGCCCGAGUCCGCCUUGAAGUUCGCCGCUUACGAGCAAGUGAAGAGGCUGAUCAAAGGGGAGAGGAAGAAUCAGCCCUUAGAGAUACACGAGCGGUUUCUCGCAGGCGCUACCGCCGGCGCAAUCAGCCAAACUGUGAUCUACCCACUGGAGGUGCUAAAGACAAGAUUAGCUUUAAGGAAAACUGGGCAGUACAGCGGUAUUAUGGAUGCAGCAAGGAAGAUAUACGUGCGCGAAGGUCUCAAAUGCUUCUACAAGGGAUACAUUCCAAACAUUUUGGGGAUAGUGCCGUACGCGGGAAUAGAUUUGGCCGUGUACGAGACUUUGAAGAAGAAGUACAUUAGCAAAUAUCAGGCGAAUAAUGAGCAGCCGGGAAUGCUGCUUCUGUUGGCUUGUGGCAGCGCAUCCUGCACUCUUGGGCAAGUCUGCUCCUAUCCUUUGGCGCUCGUCAGAACGAGGCUGCAAGCGCAAGAAAAAGCGGCCAAAGUCGCAGAAGGCACUAUGCGCGGCGUAUUCCGCGAGAUAGUUCAGCGCGAGGGCCUACGUGGCCUAUACCGCGGCAUCACGCCGAACUUCAUCAAGGUGAUCCCAGCAGUGUCUAUCUCUUACGUAGUCUACGAGUACGCCAGCCGGUCCCUCGGCGUCAAUAUGACGUGAUCCUACCCCCAAAUAACCGCACCGGAUGUCGGAUGCAUCACAUUCUAUCUAAUUAAGCAUAUUAGCAUUUGCAUUUUGAUCGUUGUACAUAGCUCUCGUGUUAAGCGCUAUUAUUUAUUCGUGAUUCUAUUCCAGUUCUCUCCACACACAUGACCGCGUGGCCGUGCUGUUAAUUUAUUAUUUUUAAUAAUUCGUAUUACUAUUGUGACGUUGUAUUCGUUCAUUUGUGAUGAACGAAUGUAUGGUGUAAACUCUGUUGGAAUUGUGGAAAUUCGACUGUACUGAAAGUGUAUUAUGGAAUAUUAUUAUUCGACAUGUCUCGCGCGGCGCGGCGAUUAGCGGCGGCGCGCGUGGAAUAAUUCUGUGAUUAAAAUAAAUUAUGUAAUUUUUUUUACUGCUUUUAUUUUCUUUAUUUAUUAUUUUUUGGCGUAUUUAUCCUUUGGUGUCUCUUAUUUUUAUUUUGUUUCGAAUAAACUUAUUGUUUUAUGGUUUAUUGUGUUUUCGAGAGUUUUAAGGAGCCCUCAGUUGGUAAUGUGAAUUGUGAUAUGAGUUUGUAUCAAAGUUCGCAAACCCGAUUUCAUACCUGAAGUCGAC
This is a messenger RNA of Chilo suppressalis (striped riceborer), 2608 nucleotides long. The record is from the annotation of a GenBank genome assembly. Lineage: Eukaryota; Metazoa; Arthropoda; Insecta; Lepidoptera; Crambidae.